Molecule: messenger RNA, 582 nt
Organism: Paramecium sonneborni
Lineage: Eukaryota; Ciliophora; Oligohymenophorea; Peniculida; Parameciidae
Source: the annotation of a GenBank genome assembly
AAUUUAUUUAAGAUGUCACAAAAAGAAAAAGGAUAAUUGUAAUAAAAUGAAUAGUCAACUCAAAAUUAAGAUGAAAUCUCACAAAAUUCAUAUUUAAAAUUUAAAGAUUUUGUUCCACCAUAACAAGAGAAGGCUAAAAAAUGUAAAAGAAAUUACAAAUCAAAAUUCUGGAAUGAGAAAAAUGUUGAAUUAUUAUAUAGACUUAAUGCUGCUUUUUCAGGAGAUUCUGAUUUGAUAUUAAAAUAUUUUUAAAAACAUGUGGACAACAAAAUUACAUUUAAUAUGAUCAAAUAGAAGUUCCGAUAUGAAUAAAAAAAUAACCCUGAAAAAUUAUUUGAUAAGAGUAAAAAGCCAAAAUUAAAAGAAAAGCUUUAAAAAAAAUUAGAAGCAGUUGCUAAAAUGCAAUCUUUAAAUUUAGAAGUGAAAUGGAGUCAAGUUUCAGAAAUUAAUGAUAGUCAUAUAGAAGGAAAAAACGAAUAGGAUACAGAAAUCUAAAAAAACUUAAUGAAUGAAAUAAAUAGUUUAUUAAAAACAAAUAGAGUAUAAUAAGCUUAACUAAAGAAUUAGUAACAAUAAAUAUGA